Messenger RNA from Scedosporium apiospermum, 561 nucleotides. RefSeq lists its product as uncharacterized. Lineage: Eukaryota; Fungi; Ascomycota; Sordariomycetes; Microascales; Microascaceae. The coding region runs from base 1 to 561 and encodes 186 amino acids. The transcript is spliced from 2 exons. The record is from RefSeq and is a predicted model, not a curated record.
AUGGGCGCUGACUUCAACGGUCCCGCCAAGGGCAAAGGCGUAGUCGGAAAACGGGUCGCGGGCCUCAUCUCCUUUCUCACUCGGCAACUCGACAGGGUCGUUAGCCCCGAUACGCGCCAGACGGCGUACAGUGCCGUGUAUGAUUUCGCCCAGGAACGUCCCCUACUUGCGUCCUUCCUCUUCACCCAACUCCUCUUCUCCUUCAUCCCCGUUCUCCUGUUCCUCACCUUCAUCCUCUCCACGGCCGCAUUCGCCUUUGGCGUCGCCCUGGUCUUCACCCUGUUCUGGGCCGGCGUCGCUCUCCUUGUUCUCGUGCCAACCAUUUUCCUGACCGCCUCCGUUGCUGUUAUCGCUUACGUUUGGGCCCUGUCGAGCUACCUACUUGCCCGCCAGGUGUACAGCUGGGUGCCUAGGGGCGAUGGCCAGGCUGGGGGAGAUAGCCACCAGAGCGUUUUGGCCGGCCAAGGUGGUGUACAGGUGGGCAAUGGAGGUGUUGCGAAGUAUGAGAGCGGAGUUGGGAAUCCUGGUUAUGGUACAGUUAAGAUUGGGAAUGAGUUGUAG